Miscanthus lutarioriparius is the source of this 981-nucleotide messenger RNA. Lineage: Eukaryota; Viridiplantae; Streptophyta; Magnoliopsida; Poales; Poaceae. The record is from the annotation of a GenBank genome assembly.
AUGGCGUCGCCGAUACCGCGCGAGUGGGUCGGGCUGCAGCAGUUUCCGGCGGCCACCCAGACCAAGCUGCACGAGCUCCUCGGCAAACUCAAGGAGGAGGAUGUGAGCACAUUAACAAUUCUGGUGAUGGGGAAAGGUGGAGUGGGGAAGUCAUCCACUGUUAACUCCAUCGUCGGGGAGAGGGUCACCACUGUCAGCGCUUUCCAGUCUGAGGGUCUGAGACCAAUGAUGUGCUCGCGCACAAGGGCAGGGUUCACCUUGAACAUUAUUGACACUCCUGGGCUCAUUGAAGGUGGAUACAUUAAUGAGCAGGCUGUUGACAUCAUUAAGAGAUUUCUGCUAGGCAAGACUAUCGAUGUUCUCCUGUACGUGGAUCGCUUGGAUGCGUAUAGAAUGGAUACACUGGAUGAACAGGUUAUAAGAGCCAUCACCAAUUCAUUUGGAAAAGAUAUUUGGCGAAGAUCAUUGGUUGUGUUGACCCAUGCUCAACUCUCACCACCUGAUGGAAUCGACUAUAAUGAUUUCUUUACAAGAAGAUCAGAGGCACUUUUGCGAUACAUCCGCUCGGGGGCAGGAAUCAACAAACGAGAAUAUGGGGAUUUCCCUUUGCCAAUAGCAUUGGUGGAGAACAGUGGAAGGUGCAAGGCUAAUGAGCAUGGGGAGAAGAUACUUCCGGAUGGAACUCUGUGGGUUCCAAACCUGAUGAAAGAAAUUACUGUUGUCAUCUCAAACGGGAGCAAGCCCAUUCAUGUUGAUCAGAAGUUAAUUGAUGGUCCAAACCCUAAUAAUCGCUGGAAGAUGUUCAUACCACUUAUCCUUGCUGUGGAGUACUUCUUGGUAGUAAAAGGAAUCCGGAGGGCGAUCCAUCAAGAUAUCGCAAACGGGAAGGUGGAUGACUGGGAGCAGCGUUACCGGGACUUGGUGGGAAGCAGGGACCCCGUAGAGCAGAAAGGUUCUACCUCCCGGAACCGCAAAGCCUAA